GGAAGAGUCCUGGAGAAAAGGGCACACGUUCCUUCAGCGCAGUUGAGGUGAAUGCAGGAGACUGGGGCCUCUACCUGCCUGGCAUCGGUCUCAGCUCAGCGUCUUCACUAUGGUGGAUCCCAGUGGCAACGAAUCCAGUGCCACAUAUUUCAUUCUAAUAGGCCUGCCAGGAUUGGAAGAAGCUCAGUUCUGGUUGGCCUUCCCAUUGUGCUCCCUCUACUUUAUCGCUGUGCUAGGUAACUUGACAAUCAUCUACAUUGUGUGGACGGAGCAUAGCCUACACGAACCCAUGUAUAUCUUUCUUUGCAUGCUUUCUGGCCUUGAUGUCCUCAUCUCCACCUCAUCCAUGCCCAAAAUGAUGGCCAUCUUCUGGUUCAAUUCCACUACCAUACAGUUUGAUGCUUGCCUGCUACAGAUGUUUGCCAUCCACUCCUUAUCUGGCAUGGAGUCCACGGUGCUGCUGGCCAUGGCCUUUGACCGCUAUGUGGCAAUCUGCCACCCACUACGCCAUGCCACUGUGCUAACAUUGCCUCGUGUUACCAAGAUCGGCAUGGCUGCUGUGGUACGGGGUGUUGCACUUAUGGCACCCCUGCCUUUCUUCAUCAAACAUCUGCCCUUCUGCCGCUCCAAUAUCCUUUCCCAUUCCUACUGCCUACACCAAGAUGUCAUGAAGCUGGCCUGUGCUGACAUCCGCGUCAAUAUCAUCUAUGGCCUCAUUGUCAUCAUCUCUGCCAUUGGCCUGGACUCACUUCUCAUCUCCUUGUCGUAUCUGCUUAUCCUCAAGACUGUGUUGGGCUUGACACAUGAAGCCCAGGCAAAGGCAUUUGGUACUUGUGUCUCUCAUGUGUGUGCUGUUUUCAUAUUCUAUGUCCCUUUCAUUGGGUUGUCUAUGGUGCAUCGGUUUGACAAGCGGCAUGACUCCCUCCUUCCUGUCAUCAUGGCCAACACCUAUCUGCUUGUUCCUCCCGUGCUCAACCCUAUCGUGUAUGGAGUGAAGACAAAGGAGAUCCGGCAGCGUAUCCUUCGUCUUUUGCAUGUGACCACCCACACUUCGGAUCCCUAGGUGUCAGGAAUCAAACUUCUUUUUCACAGGAGGUCCUUCAAUUCAGAUUUUAAUAUCAACAAUUUGGAAGACAGUAUUAGGAAAAAAAUUCUUAAUGAAAGCACAACUGAUCCUUCAAAGAUGAAACUGAUUGGAGAAUCUCCAUCUGAGUAGGGGCAGCAGAACUGUAUACUCCCAAUCCUUAUUUUUCAAUAUUAUUUUAUCCUUUAGUUCUUUGAGGUAGUCAUGGUUGGAGGAUUAUUACUUCCUACUUAACCAUUCAGUC
Globicephala melas (long-finned pilot whale) is the source of this 1328-nucleotide messenger RNA. RefSeq names its product olfactory receptor 51E1. NCBI's taxonomy places the organism in Eukaryota, Metazoa, Chordata, Mammalia, Artiodactyla, Delphinidae. Gene Ontology annotation, molecular function: olfactory receptor activity; G protein-coupled receptor activity. Gene Ontology annotation, cellular component: plasma membrane. The record is from RefSeq and is a predicted model, not a curated record. Gene Ontology annotation, biological process: G protein-coupled receptor signaling pathway.